Molecule: messenger RNA, 1062 nt
Organism: Rosa chinensis
Lineage: Eukaryota; Viridiplantae; Streptophyta; Magnoliopsida; Rosales; Rosaceae
Product: acyl-CoA--sterol O-acyltransferase 1
Exons: 1
Coding region: 1-1062 (353 amino acids)
Biological process (GO): lipid metabolic process
Source: RefSeq, a predicted model, not a curated record
AUGGAAGGAGAGAUCCCCAACUUCGUUAUGGUAUGGACCUUAGUCGUCGCAUCCCUAACCUACUGCCACACCAUCGGAAACCUAACUUCUCCGGGAACCACCAGACUUUUCUUCGUACUUCCUGUAUUCUUCUUCUUCUUCUAUCUCCCUCUUCACCUCACCACCAUCUUCCUCGGCGGUCCCUCCUCCUUCUUUCUCUGUUGGCUCGCAAACUUCAAGCUCCUCCUCUUCGCUUUCGGCAAAGGCCCCUUAUCUUCUGACCCGCCCCUCGCUCAUUUCAUUCCCUUGGCUUGUCUCCCCAUCAAGUUCCGAACAGACUCCGAAAAAGCUCAAAAUCAAAAGACGGGCCAGAAGUCCACUCUCAACUACGCCACAAAGGCUCUGAUAUUCGCUACUUCGGUUCAAGUUUUCCACAACAAGGAGUCCAUCCACCCCAAGAUCCUUAUGUUUCUUUACGCCAUUUACAUGUACACCGGUUUAGAGCUCGUCUUGGCCUUUGUCGCCGCUGGAGCUCGAGUCUUUUUGGGUGUCGACUUCGAGCCGCAGUUUGACGAGCCCUACCUCGCCACCUCCCUACAGGACUUCUGGGGGAGGAGGUGGAACAUCAUGGUCAACAGAAUCCUGCACCCCACCGUGUAUGAACCAGUCCGGAACAUUUCCAGCCGUUGGAUCGGGAAAGAGUGGGCCCCUCUACCAGCAGUGCUCGCGUCCUUUCUCGUGUCUGCGGUGAUGCAUGAGUUCGUAUUCUAUUACAUUGGUCGGACCAAGCCCACAUGGGAUCUCACGUGCUUCUUUCUCCUCCAUGGUGUGUGUUUGUCUAUUGAGAUUAUUGUUAAGAAGGCGUUUAGGGGGAGUAAGUGGAGAAUGCCGGCCGCCGUGUCGGGGCCGCUGGCGAUGACGUUCGUGGUAGUCACCGGUUUGUGGCUGUUUUUGCCGGCGCUGAUGGAGCGGUGCCGGGCGGACGUCAUGGCGUAUAGGGAGUACAUUUCCUUCAUUGAGUUCAUGAAGCAUGUUGGUGACUUUCUCAAUGUCAACUCUCUCUUAAGCAUAGUUAGUAGAUAG